Molecule: messenger RNA, 3457 nt
Organism: Leptopilina heterotoma
Lineage: Eukaryota; Metazoa; Arthropoda; Insecta; Hymenoptera; Figitidae
Product: nose resistant to fluoxetine protein 6-like
Exons: 11
Coding region: 1678-3405 (575 amino acids)
Molecular function (GO): acyltransferase activity, transferring groups other than amino-acyl groups
Source: RefSeq, a predicted model, not a curated record
UUGAAAAAAAUCGGAGAUGCAAAAGUCAAAAGGUGUCCGACUUGGCGUGGAAUGCCCCAUAUAUAUGUCGUAGGCAAGUAGAAGAAUCAGGCAUCAGCAAAAAAAUUACAGAUUUGAAUUUUUUUAUUGAAAUUAAUAAUUAUCUAUUAUUAUAAUAAGAUUUGUAAUUACCAGGGACCGUCUCAAAAGUUAAGUGUCGUUUUAGUUUCUAAGUUGACACGAAACUAAACAAACAAAAUUAUAUUAUAGUUUCGUGUCGACUCGAAACUAAAUUAACGUCUAAAUAUUUUAGUUUAAUAUCAAAUUGAAACUGAAUAAACUGAUUAAAUUAAGUUUCGUGUCGACUCGAAACAAAAAAUUGAAAAACAUAAUUAUUUAGUGUCAAUCACAGAAAAAUUAUUGUUUCCUUUGACUUACGUAACUCGAGCAACUUAAGUCUAAUGUAACUAUUUAAUGUAACUUAUUAAUGUAACUUACGUAAUGAAUGAAACUUACGUAUGUUACGUAAACAGAGUAAAUUACGUAAGUUACGUAACUAGAAUCUCUUACGUAAUUAUUGAAACUUGCGUAAGUUGCGUAACUAGAGUAAAUUAUCUAUUUAACAGAAUUUACGUAAGUUACGUAAUUGAUUACAGUUACGUAUGUUAUGUAAACAGUAAAUAACAUAAAUAAAGUAACUUACGUAAAAAUUUAACUUACGUAAGUUACGUAACUAGAAUGUCUUACGUAAUUAUUGAAACUUGCGUAAGUUGCGUAACCAGAGUAACUUAUGUAUUUAACAGAACUUACGAAAGUUACGUAAUUAUAACAACUAACGAAAACUUGCAUAAUUUGUCUAGUUACGUAACUUACGUAAGCUGUAUUUCUUACUCAAGUUACUUUAGUUAUGCUAUUUACUUUGUUUACGUAACUUACAUAAGUUGUUCUAGUUACGUAACUUACGUAAGUUGUUUUAUUUACGUAACUUACGUAAGUUGUUCUAGUUACGUAACUUUCGUAAGUUGUUUUAUUUACGUAACUUACGUAAGUUGCUUUAGUUACAUAACUUGCGUAAGUUGUUCUAGUUAUGUAACUUACGUAAGUUGUUCUAGUUAUGUAACUUACGUAAGUUGUUCUAGUUACGUAACUUACGUAAGAUACUAUAAUUACGGAAGUUCCCCUAAAUACGUAAUAUAUUCUAGUUACGUAACUGACGUAAGUUCUAUUUCAUACGUAAGACAUUCUAGUUACGUAACUGACAUAAUUUCUAUUUCUUACGUAAGUUACUCUAGUUACAUGAUUUACUCUGGUUCAUAUAAGUUACAUUAAUUAAUAAUUACUUAAGUUGCUCGAGUUACGUAAGUCAAGUGAAACAAUUUUUUUGUGAUUGACACUAAAUAAUUAUGUAUUUUUCAAUCUUUUGUUUCGAGUCGACACGAAACUUAAUUCAAUCAGGUAAUUUAUUUUUGAGUCGACACAAAACUAAAUAGUUUGAAAUACAUUUGUUUUUGGAUUAUUCAAGAACUAAAACGAAAGUAUAAUUUUCUAUUUUGUUUCGUUUUAACAUCGGUCUCUGGACCAACGAAGCUAUUGGCAAUAUUUUUCAAUGAAACAAAUUCAGUGUCUAGUGCAGAAUGUUUAAAGGAUCUUUCAUCUUACAAAAUUGGUUUACAACGAGAAGAAAAAUGGGCAAAAACGAUGUUAGAUUCGUCCACAAAAGUACCAUCUGGCAUUUUAGCAGCAAAUAUCAUUGACUUCGGAUGGUUUGAUCAGUGUAUGUCAGUGCAAGUCAUCAAAGAUGGAUCCAAUAUUCUCGGCAAUCAUUGCACUUACACCCUCUAUUUUUCCUACAAAAAUCAAUCAAUUUACAUUAAUCCAAUUAUGUCCAUUUGUUUACCUCUCUCGUGUACGGAAAAUGACUUGAAUCAAGUUCUUCAUAAGCGACUAGAGGAAGUGGACGGAUAUCAGAAAUACCAAAUUUGGAGUAAUGAGGUCCUCUGUUCCACUGCUCCUUCACCAUCAAUAAAAACUGGAGCUGUCAUUUUUAUAACAAUUAGCACUGUUAUUGUAGUUAUACUACUAAUUGCUACAAUUCUGGAUCUAGCUACAAUUAAAAGGAACCAAUGGAGUAAAUUUUCAAAAAGAAUCUGCAAAUUUUCGAUUAGGAAAUACUUUACAAAUAUCAUAAGUUUGAAAGAUGGGGAUAAUUCAAUUUCUGUUUUACAUGGCCUAAGAGCCACUAGUACACUAUCAAUAGUAAUGGGUCACGGUUUACUUAUGAAAUCCUUUCAGUCAAUUGCAAAUCCCUUGGAAUUUAUGGAAAAUCCUCCACACAUAAUGAUACUUGGGACAUUUGUCAUUUAUAGCGUUGAGACAUUCUUCACGAUUAGUGGCUUUUUGGUCUCAUACAUAUUUUGCAAAAAAUACAUGUCGUCUACAAAAAAAUUCAAAUUAUUCUCAUAUUACUUGCAUCGUUACAUUAGAUUAACUCCUGCAAUUGCUGCUCUCCUGUUUUCAUCAAUGUUCUGUACUUACUUGUUUAUUUCGGGACCCAAAUUUAGAAAGAUAUCUAAAGACUUCAUAGCUGAAGCAUGUGAAGAUAAAUGGUGGUCAGUACUCUUAUACGUUAACAAUAUGGUCGAUAAGGAUAAAUACUGUAUGGCCCACUUAUGGUCUACAGCUGUAGAUUCACAAUUAUUUCUGAUAUCUCCAAUUAUUCUAAUACCCCUUGUCAAGAGACCGAAAUUUGGUUUAUCAUUUUUGGGUUUGUUGAUUAUUGUUUCUAUUAUAAUUCCUGCUGUUAUCACUGCCGUCAAUGAGUAUCCCUUCUUUAUAAAUCAUGAAGUAGGAUUUGAACGUAUGAUGGAAUCUUUUAGAAAUUUAUAUACGCAAACUUAUGCGAGAGCAAGUCCUUGGCUUAUUGGAGUUCUUCUUGGUUAUAUAGUUAAUAAAUCGACAAAGGAUCUAACGAAGAAUACAAUUAUCUUUUGGUGGACAUUCACAAUAAUUUCUUUUUUAUUUUGUUUUAUUGGAUUAACAUCGUUCUACCUGAAUGGCUAUAAAUACAACGUAAUAUGGGAAUCUAUUUAUUGCUCAUUAUCCCGACCAUUGUGGUCAAUUGGAAUAUCUUGGAUUAUUUAUGCCAGUAUUCAUGGUUACGGAGGAAUAGUAACAAAAUUUUUGUCACUACCCAUUUUUUAUCCAAUUAGUAGAUUGUCAUUUUGUAUAUAUUUAGUUCACAUCAUGAAUGAGGCAUUACAUUAUCAAACGAUAAGAACGCCCAUAUAUUUUACAAUAUUUUCUACAAUUUCUGAAUUAAUUGUCGACAUUGUUGAAGCAGUAAUUAUUGCCUGCUUCUGGAGUAUCAUUUUUGAAUUACCAGCUCAGACUUUGGAAAAAAUAUUGUCGGGACGUAACAAAAGAUAAGAUUUAUGAAUAUAUUUAUUUAUUGUUAUAAAUUUGUAAAUUAUAUUAAUAA